AUGCCGCCUCCGGAGCCCAUGCCCGGCUACGGGGAGCUGCUGCGCCGGGGCCUGGGCAGCCUGGCGGCGGCGGCGCGGGGCUGCGGGGACUGCGGCUGGGAGCGGGCGCUGCGCACCUGGGCCGACAACGCGCACCUGGGCUGGGCCGAGCUGCUGCUGUGCGGGAUCUGCGCGCUGGGCUGGACCGCGCUGCGCCGCGCCUGCUCCCGCCGCCUGCUGCGGCCCUUGGCGGAGUGGUGCCAGCUGCAGCCCAAAGAUGCCGCCAAGAUGCCCGAGAGUGCCUGGAAGUUGUUCUUCUACUCGGUGUCGUGGUCCUACGGCGCCUACCUGCUGUUCUGCACCGAGUACCCCUUCUUCCACGACCCGCCCUCCGUCUUCUACGGCUGGCACCGGGGCAUGGAGGUGCCCAGGGACAUUGCCCUGGCAUACCUGCUGCAGGGCAGCUUCUACGGGCACUCCCUGUACGCCACGGCCUACAUGGACACGUGGCGCAAGGACUCGCUGGUGAUGCUGCUGCACCACGUGGUCACCCUGACCCUGCUGGCCUCCUCCUACGCCUUCAGGUACCACAACGUGGGCGUGCUGGUGCUGUUCCUGCACGAUGUCAAUGACGUGCAGCUCGAGUUCACCAAGCUCAACGUGUACUUCAAGCACCGCGGCGGCGCCUUCCACCGCCUCAACGACGUGCUGGCCAACGCGGGCUGCCUGGCCUUCAGCGUCAGCUGGUUCUGGUUCCGUCUCUACUGGUUCCCCCUGAAGGUGCUCUACGCCACCUGCCACUCCAGCCUCCAGGCCGUGCCCAACAUCCCCUUCUACUUCUUCUUCAACGCGCUGCUGCUCGUGCUCACCCUGAUGAACAUCUACUGGUUCCUGUACAUCGUGCUGUUCGUGGCCAAGGUGCUGCUGGGGCAGAUGCAGGAGGUGAACGAUGUCCGUGAGUACGACCUGGAGGAGAGCAGGAAGCCCGGCAAGGAGCCUGGGAUCCCGCUGCCCCGCGCUCUGAAGGAGGGGCUGCACCUCAGGAACGGCCUCGUGAAGGACAAGAGGUUGUGAGGGCGGCGUGGGCACGGCUGCGGGGCUGGCACUGCCCGGGACCUGCUCUGGGACCCUGCCAAGGACAGCAACUGCCCCCCUGCCCCCUGCCAGCCCUGGCACUGCCAGCACCCUGCGCCUGGGGCUCCCACUUUGGCCCAGUCUGGCCGGGACGCUGGGGGCCGCGCUGGCCAGGGGGGACCCGGGGCUGCCUCGGUGUCCCUGGCGUUGCUCCACGUCCUCAGCCCCGCUGUGACACCCCCAGACCCUCCCUCUGAGCCCUCCCAGCUGCUCCAGCCCGGGCAGGGGAGCUCCUGUCCCGCCCUGGGAAGGGACCCCGAGGCCAGAUGUGCUCCAGAUGUGCCCCAGCUGUGCCCCAGGGACUGCAGAGGUGCCCUUGUCACCUGAAUCCAUCCCGGGAAUCCAGCCCAGCCCUCGGGAGGAGGCUCUGGAGGUUCAAUUUCCUUGGAAAAAAUCCACGUGUAGCUCUUGGGGUGGCUUAGAAAGGGUCCUGCAGGUCCCUGCUGGGAGAUUCCCCCAGGACUGGCCCCUUGCUGAAGGAAAAACAGAGAAUUCCUGCUCCAGGGUUGGGUUUUUGCGAGGAACAGAGAAUUCCUGCUCCCAGGGUUGGGAUUUUGGGAAGAACAGAGAAUUCCUGCUCCAGGGUUGGGUUUUUGCGAGGAACAGAGAAUUCCUGCUCCCAGGGUUGGGAUUUUGGGAAGAACAGAGAAUUCCUGCUCCAGGGCUGGGAUUUUGGGGAGAACAGAGAAUUCCUGCUCUCAGGGUUGGGUUUUGGGGAGGAACAGAGAAUUCCUGCUUCUAGAAUUGGGGUUUUGGGAAAAACAGGGAAUUUCUGCUUCCAGGGUUGGGAUUUUUGG
Melospiza georgiana is the source of this 1910-nucleotide messenger RNA. It is a transcript of the gene CERS1, whose product is annotated as ceramide synthase 1. Lineage: Eukaryota; Metazoa; Chordata; Aves; Passeriformes; Passerellidae. Gene Ontology annotation, cellular component: membrane. The transcript has 7 exons. The record is from RefSeq and is a predicted model, not a curated record. Gene Ontology annotation, biological process: ceramide biosynthetic process. The coding region runs from base 1 to 1053 and encodes 350 amino acids. Gene Ontology annotation, molecular function: sphingosine N-acyltransferase activity.